AUGAAGGCCGGUGUCAUUGUAAAUCUAGGGCUCGCAUGCGGCGCCAUCGCCGACCAUGCUGGUCGACGUGCCACGCCCGACCUCAUCCAGGUGCUGUCGACCGUCGCGAACGAACCCUCGGAGAUCGGAGAAGACACAGCGGCCUCGGUCUCAGACUUAGUUUCGCAGCUCCAGCAUGGCACACAGUCCACAACGCCGGGGUCCGUCCAGGCGGCCUUGUCGAGCAUCGAACAGGCCGUGUCGGGAGCGUCCAGCAUCGUGGACGCAGCCACCGCCAUCACGGCGGCCGGACUCAUUCCGAACGAGAUUGCGUCGUUCCUCAAUGGAUACCUGGACAGUGAGCUGAAUUCACGGGACAAUUCAAACCCUGCCGCCAAGCAGAACAUCUACCCUUACAAGGCCGCCGCCGAUGCCCCGUAUUCGGUUCCCGAGAGCACUCUUCGCGCGGCCAUCCACAUCCCCGACUCGUUCUCCUUCGGUCGCAAUGGCAACACUCCGGUCAUCCUCAUCCCCGGGACGGCGAUUCCGGCGGGAACAACCUACUACUAUAGUUUCAGCAAGUUGGCCAAUAGCUCCGCGGGCAUCGAUGUGGUGUGGGUGAACAUGCCGCGCGCAUCGCUGUCAGACGCACAGGUGAACGCGGAGUACGUGGCGUAUGCGAUCAAUUACAUUUCGGCGCUCAGCGCUGGGCAGUCGGUGGGGGUGAUCUCCUGGUCGCAGGGCGGCCUAGACACGCAAUGGGCACUGAAAUACUGGCCCUCGACACGGCUCAUAGUGGCCGACUUCAUAGCCAUCAGCCCCGACUUCCACGGAACCAUAGAAGCGAAUGUCCUCUGCCCAGCACUGGACCAUCUAGCCUGCACGCCAUCAAUCUUCCAGCAGGAAUGGACCGCGCAGUUCAUCCAGGUCCUGCGCGCAGACGACGGCGAUUCGGCUUACGUCCCCACCACGACGGUCUACUCCAGCUUCGACGAGAUUGUGGAGCCCCAGUCCGGCGGCAGCAAUGCAUCGGCUUUCCUCCGCGACGCGCGUGGCGUCGGAGUCACCAAUGCCCACCUCCAGACAGUCUGCGCGGACAAACCCGCGGGCGGGUUCUAUACCCACGAGGGCGUCUUGUACAACCCACUUGCAUGGGCGCUAGCGGCUGACGCAAUCGCGCACCGAGGUCCGGCUAGUUUGGAUCGCAUUGAUCUCGCUCGCGUGUGUCAGCAAGUAGUGCCACCAACUCUGGGCCUGGAUGAUGUGUUGGGGACCGAGGGGCUGCUGUUGGUGGCCGUGGCAGAGAUCCUGGCGUAUCAACCGCUGGCUACGAGCGAACCGGCAAUCCGGGCGUACGCGAAGCGGAACCAAACGGUAGUUGGGUAG
Molecule: messenger RNA, 1365 nt
Organism: Penicillium lagena
Lineage: Eukaryota; Fungi; Ascomycota; Eurotiomycetes; Eurotiales; Aspergillaceae
Product: putative lipase
Exons: 2
Coding region: 1-1365 (454 amino acids)
Source: RefSeq, a predicted model, not a curated record